CAAAGCAAAACCCUGAUGAGAAGAACCCUCCUACUCCUCAGAGCUUCUUCAUCAACCCAUUUCCUUCCUCCAUGUCCUCCUUCUUCCUACACCAAUGUUGGGUCUUCAUCAAAAGCCUCAAGCUUUCAAUCCACGUCAACAUUCACCUCAAACUCCCGGUGGGCCGGCGUCACCAACUCUCUUCCUCCGCCCGAAUGGGUAGAGCCUUUCCAUGACGUCUCUGACGUCAUCUCCAGCCCGCAACGCUUCGACCCAUCUCCAUGGGUCCCCCAAAUCCUCAACCUUCUCGACGGCUCUCCCCAAAUGGAACACGACUUAGAUUCCUACUGCCGCAAGUUCCUGAUCAAGUUGUCUCCGAACUUCGUGGCCUAUGUCUUGAAAUCCGACAACCUCCGAGGAAACCCCGAGACAGCAGUCCGGUUUUUCACAUGGGCAAGUAAGCAACACAAGUACCAUCAUAAGCUUGAGUGCUAUGUUUGUUUGAUUGAGGUUUUGUGUUCCUGUGGUGAUUUGGAUAAUGUUAGAUGUGUUGUUGUUGAGCUUAAAAAUAUGAACUUUUUGAUGAAUUCGAAUGCGGCGAAUAGCUUGGUUAAGAGCUUUGGGAGUGUUGGAAUGGUGGAGGAGUUGUUGUGGGUUUGGCGUGGGAUGAAGGAGAAUGGGAUUGAGCCUAGUUUGUAUACUUAUAACUUUUUGAUGAAUGGUUUGGUGAAUUCGAUGUUUAUUGAAUCGGCAGAGAGGGUUUUUGAGGUUAUGGAAGGUGGGAAGAUUGUGCCUGACAUUGUGACUUAUAAUACAAUGAUCAAAGGGUAUUGUAAGGCAGGGAAAAUGAAGAAGGCCAUGGAGAGGUUUAGGAGUAUGAAGGAGAGGAAUGUGGAUGCGGAUAAGAUUACUUAUAUGACUUUGAUGCAGGGGUGUUAUUCGGAAGGGGAUUUCGAUACUUGUUUGAGUCUUUACCAAGAAAUGAGAGAGAAAGGGAUUGAGGUUCCGUCUCACGCAUAUAGUUUGGUGAUCAAUGGGCUUUGUAAAGGGGGGAAAUGUGUGGUGGGGUUUUCUGUGUUUGAAAAUAUGAUUCAGAAGGGUUGUAAAGCUAAUGUGGCAAACUAUACAGCUUUGAUUGAUUCGUAUGCAAAAUGUGGGUGCAUUGAGGAGGCAAUGAAGCUUUUCGAGAGGAUGAAGAAUGACGGGCUUGAACCAGAUGGGGUUACGUAUGGUGUCAUUGUCAAUGGGUUGUGUAAGAGUGGGAGACUGGAGGAGGCCAUGGAGUAUUUUCAGUUUUGUCAGGACAGCGGAAUGGCAGACAAUGCUAUGAUGUAUUCUAGUUUGAUGGAUGGUCUUGGGAAGGCUGGCAGGGUUGACGAAGCUGAAAGGCUAUUUGAAAAGAUGAUCCAAAAGGGUUGUCCACCGGAUUCAUAUUGCUAUAAUGCCCUUAUUGAUGCCCUAACAAAAUGUGGAAAAACUGAAGAAGCCUUAGCACUCUUUGAGAGAAUGGAUGCCGAAGGAUGUGAUCAGACUGUUUAUACAUACACAAUGCUCAUUGAUGGACUAUUUAAGGAGCAUAGGAAUGAAGAGGCAUUGAAGCUCUGGGACAUGAUGAUUGAUAAGGGCAUCACGCCAACUGCUGCUUCAUUCAGAGCUCUCUCAAUUGGGCUUUGUCUCUCUGGUAAGGUAGCCAGGGCCUGCAAGAUUUUGGAUGACCUUGCACCUAUGGGUGUAAUUCCUGAGACAGCGUUUGAAGAUAUGAUCAAUGUGUUGUGCAAAGCUGGCCGUGUCAAAGAAGCUUGCAAAUUGGCUGAUGGCAUUGUGGAUAGAGGUAGGGAAAUACCAGGAAAAAUUCGAACUGUUUUAAUCAAUGCCUUGAGGAAAACAGGCAAUGGAGAUUUAGCUAUGAAGUUGAUGCAUAGUAAGAUUGGUAUCGGGUAUGACCGAUGGGGUAGUGUCAAAAAGCGAGUGAAGUUUCGUCUACUCGUUGACAUUUGAAUCAUAGCCCCUGCUGUAUUGUUCAGGAACUCGGUGUAUCUAAUACAACCAUUGCCUUAUAAUGAUUAUCAUUGGAAGUAUAUAGAGCUGAUGUUCACCUUCCAAUUCCUGUAAAAUUACAUCAUUCAAUCUAUAGAAACCUU
Messenger RNA from Argentina anserina (silverweed cinquefoil), 2120 nucleotides. RefSeq names its product pentatricopeptide repeat-containing protein At1g03560, mitochondrial. Bases 16 to 1977 code for a protein of 653 amino acids. Gene Ontology annotation, molecular function: protein binding. The record is from RefSeq and is a predicted model, not a curated record. The transcript has a single exon. NCBI's taxonomy places the organism in Eukaryota, Viridiplantae, Streptophyta, Magnoliopsida, Rosales, Rosaceae.